Molecule: messenger RNA, 2295 nt
Organism: Alternaria rosae
Lineage: Eukaryota; Fungi; Ascomycota; Dothideomycetes; Pleosporales; Pleosporaceae
Exons: 1
Coding region: 215-2257 (680 amino acids)
Molecular function (GO): protein binding
Source: RefSeq, a predicted model, not a curated record
AUGUGGCUAGUGCAAACGCCACCAAGCGAGAACUCUGUCGUCAUCGUCCGAUGAGACACAUAGGUAUUCACUUUUCCGCCCAGCAAACAUGAGCCCUAUAAACGCCACCAUGACGACCCUGCGAUCGUUUUACUGAUUACUGACACUUCAAAUAUCAACAUUACAUUAUUAGUCGUCGAAGUCUCGAGCAAAAGCUAAGGAAGGCGGCUGCAGCAUGGCGACCAUUGACAUGCUGCCGAAUGAGAUACUCUCGUUGAUAACGACAAAUCUUGAACGACCGCGAGAUUUGCUUUAUCUCUCUUUGGCAAGCCGCCGAUUGAGCGAGUUCGCAAAGCUCGAUGGAUGGAAAGCAUUGCUCAGAGGUCGAUUUGGCCUGAGCGGUCUGGACGCGGAUGCCUACAAUGCUGUCCACGGCGUGACAACACUAUGCCGAAACUGGGAUCGAAGAGGUCUGAUCGCGAGGUACCUAGAGCCUACGGAGAAGACGAUGAGCAUGAAUACCUGGCAAGCCGAAAGAUGGAGGGGCCCACGGGGUCAGACAAUGGGGUAUCAACCUAGCAUUGACAGCUAUGAAGAGAUAUAUGGAUCGUGGGGAGAAAGAAAAGAAGUAUUGGCCUGGUCUGCAGGUACGCAGAUUGUUAUGCGGACUAAAGAGACGGGUGCAAACAUCGAGAAGAUCAGGCAACGCGAAGAGGGGCUCGAUCAGGCGUCUGACCAGACGUGGAGUUAUGACGCGUUUAGACACUUGAAUACGUGGUUCACGUACAAGAUCCCAGACAGCUCCGAAGGUCGCGACGAUAUCGUCAACUUGAAGUUGCUCCGUCCGCAUCAACGGGACUUGGCCUCCGAAGACAUAGUCUUUGGAACGGCAUCAGGCCAGCUAUCGCUACUCAGCGCCAACCCUGAUUUUGGAGAAACGCGGGUGCAAAACUACAACACUGACCAUCCUGACAUCACUGGUGAACUUAGAAAACGUGCUAUCGCUGAUCUUUCGAUAUCAUCUUCGAGCACGCCCUUGUUAGCCACCGCACUUUCGGACGCAUCACUAGCGAUUUACUCUAUCGACCGCGACAACUUCUCGGAUGAAGCGAUUGAGCCUUCUUCUUCUGCCAAAGCCUUACUAGACGGGCAACCACAUCGUAGACUGUGGUCAUGCGAAUUUGUAUGCGACGACGCGGUCGCCGUUGGUUGGGGUCCCCAUGCCGAACCUAUCGAGGUCUACCACAUUGGGCCUGAAGGCCUCUCACCAGAACCCUUGCGUCGCUUCAACGUCGCCAGCGGGGACUCGGCGCAUUCAAACCACACAUCAGUCUACCCUAUACUGCCAUUACCCGGUACAGCGCCGGGCGCAUCAGACGCGGGCAAUAUUUUCAUAUCUGGCGGCUACGACGGCAUCAUCAGACUGCACGAUAUGCGCUCGCAACGCGGCUGCGAACAAGUCUUCUGGGAUCCAACAAAUGACUCGCCCGUCUAUUCUCUUGCGCGGCAAGGCUCAGAACGCAUUGUAGCAGGUGUGGCACUACACAGCAUGAUCAAAGUGUUCGACUUGCGAUUUUCAGGCUCGCAUUCGUACCACGCCAUCUCGUUAUCCGACAAAAAGCUCAAGCCAACAAACAAAGUAUUGUCGCGAGAUUCAGCCACCAAUACCAUUAUCGAUCGGGUCAAGAGACAGAUCCCAAUAGUGAGUGGCGGCUGGAAUCUCUACCUUACUCCCCGCUCCGCUCCACUACGCACGGCGUAUCGCAACGACUACUCCCGCUUCCGAGGAGAUUCACCCGUCUACAGCCUCUCGAUCCCAUCAUCUACGUCACAGAAUCUGUAUGCCGGUCUCGAAGGCGUCAUUGAGAGUCUUACAAUUCAUGGCGUCGCGGAUACUCACCCAGAUCCCAUGCUCUCCCACUCCCUUGUCCGCCACAGUGCUGGUGUCGAAGUUGACAUCCGCGCUUCGUACAAUCCGGAUGGUGGCGCAUUGAACCUGGGCAUGUAUGAACAAGGUACUGAGGAGGGCAUCGGUAUGCAGUUGUUGGUGCAGGACGGCGUGACGGAUAAGGUGAUGGGUCAAGACCGUAGAGAUAAGGCGGCAGCGAAGGAAUUGGAUGAACGCUGGAUCGAUCUGAGGGAUGAGCGGAAUAGAUGGACCAGAGGUGAGGUACCACCACAGCGGGAAGAUCCACCGACUGGGCCGAGAACGGGCGGAAGAAGACGUAGACGAGGCGGGAGAGGAGGAGGAGGAGGAGGAGGAGGAGGAGGAGGGUAGACUGAGUUGCAGCGAAUUCCUGUGUUUGUCUCGCCGCG